This is a messenger RNA of Columba livia (rock pigeon), 5019 nucleotides long. RefSeq names its product POU class 4 homeobox 1 (gene POU4F1). The record is from RefSeq and is a predicted model, not a curated record. NCBI's taxonomy places the organism in Eukaryota, Metazoa, Chordata, Aves, Columbiformes, Columbidae. The transcript has 2 exons. Bases 765 to 1934 code for a protein of 389 amino acids. Gene Ontology annotation, molecular function: RNA polymerase II cis-regulatory region sequence-specific DNA binding; DNA-binding transcription factor activity, RNA polymerase II-specific. Gene Ontology annotation, biological process: regulation of transcription by RNA polymerase II.
ACCUCUAACGCGGGCUCGCUUCUCCGCUCGGCUGUGGCAGGGGCAACGCACCUUUGUGUUUCGGUACCGAGGGCCGGGUAGCGGCGCCCUCCUGCACCCAGUCCGGCCCCGCCCAGGGGGCUCCCACGGCCUCCGCACCCCGCCGCCCAUCCCCGCCCCGUCGGGGCGCCUCGGGCCCCGCUGGUGGCGGCGCAGCGCGCACGUGUGGCAGCCACAGGUGCCGCAGCCGCCCGGUGCUCGGCGUCUCUCGCUAUAAGAGCGGCCCAGCCGCCGCCGCCCCGGCGAGACGGGCGAGGGCUGCGGGAGAUGCAACAAGGCGCGGGGAGGCAGGGACCGGGGGCGGCGGGAGGAAAAGGAGGAGGAGGAGAAAAAGGAGGAGGAGGAGGAGGAAGGGGGGGAGACAGCUGAUGCCUGUCAAAGCCGGAGCCGUCGCGCUCUCGCGAGAGCCCGCCCGGCGGUAGCCACGGGAUGCGGGGCUCAGGUGCGGGCAGAGCGCAGCGCAGCGCGCCCGGCGCCGGGCAGCGGCAGGCAGCCGAGUGAGACGGCGGGGGCCGGAGGGAGCCUCGCCGCCCGCUCACCCGCCCACCCCAGCCCCGGCCACCGCGGCAGCGGCGGCGGCGGGGCAGGGUCCGCUGCGGCACCGCCGCCACCGGCUCCGCCACCCGCCGCCGUCCGCGGCUUCACCCGGCAGGAGGAGAGCGCCCGGAGAGCACUUUUCCCCCGACUUUAGGAGUGUUUGUGGAUUUACAUGCCAAGCCUUCAAGAUGAUGUCCAUGAACAGCAAACAGCCGCAUUUUGCCAUGCAUCCCACCCUACCUGAGCACAAAUACCCCUCUCUACACUCCAGCUCGGAAGCAAUAAGAAGAGCAUGUCUACCAACUCCACCGCUGCAGAGCAAUAUCUUCGCCAGCCUCGAUGAGACCCUGCUGGCGCGGGCCGAGGCUCUGGCCGCCGUCGACAUCGCCGUCUCGCAGGGCAAGAGCCACCCGUUCAAGCCGGAUGCUACCUACCACACCAUGAACAGCGUACCCUGCACCUCCACCUCCACCGUGCCCCUGGCGCACCAUCACCACCAUCACCACCACCACCACCAGGCUCUGGAGCCCGGCGACCUUCUCGACCACAUCACCUCCCCCUCCCUGGCGCUCAUGCCCGGCGGAGGCGGCGGCGGGGCCGGCGGCGGAGGCCACGACGGGGCGGGCGGCGGCGGCGGCGGGGCCGGCGGCGGCGGGGGCGGCGGCGGCGGCGGCGCGGGCGGCGGCGGCCUCAUCUCCACCUCGGCCCACCCGCACUCGCACAUGCACGGCCUGGGCCACCUCUCGCACCCGGCCGCCAUGAACAUGCCGUCGGGGCUGCCGCACCCCGGGCUGGUGGCCGCGCACCACGGGGCCGCGGGGCAGGUGGCCUCGGCGGCGGCGGUGGUGGGGGCGGCCGGCUUGGCCUCCAUCUGCGACUCGGACACGGACCCGCGGGAGCUGGAGGCCUUCGCCGAGCGCUUCAAGCAGCGCCGCAUCAAGCUGGGGGUGACCCAGGCCGACGUGGGCUCGGCGUUGGCCAACCUGAAGAUCCCGGGGGUGGGCUCCCUCAGCCAGAGCACCAUUUGCCGCUUCGAGUCCCUCACGCUCUCCCACAACAACAUGAUCGCCCUCAAACCCAUCCUGCAGGCCUGGCUGGAGGAGGCCGAGGGCGCCCAGCGGGAGAAAAUGAACAAGCCCGAGCUCUUCAACGGGGGCGAGAAGAAGCGCAAGCGGACUUCCAUCGCCGCCCCGGAGAAGCGCUCCCUUGAGGCUUACUUCGCCGUUCAGCCCCGGCCCUCGUCCGAGAAGAUCGCCGCCAUCGCCGAGAAAUUGGACCUCAAAAAGAACGUGGUGAGGGUUUGGUUUUGUAACCAGAGACAGAAGCAGAAACGGAUGAAAUUUUCCGCCACCUACUAGGGGUGGGCGGGAGGGGCGGCCCUGGCACCCGGGGGCACCGUGGGCACAAGGGGGGGCCGGGUCGGGGCCUUGUGGGACGCCCACCCACCGCCGCCGUCGCCCGAGACGCCGUGGGAAGUUCCUGGGGACCAAGGGACGAUGUAGAAAUUAAACGUGAAGUACUCGGGGCGGGGGGGGAGGGCGUGCGGGAGGUGUGCGCUAUCAAUUAUUAAAACAAAAAGACACUUGGACACCAACGAGAAGGAGAAGAGAGGAGGUAAAAACGCUCUAGAACCCCGUGGGGGUCAUUUCUGCGGCCCCAUCCCGCCCUCUGCCCCCCCACCCCCCGACAGAAAGCGGGAGAAAGAGCAACUUAAAGCGUAAACACACACAGACACACACCAAUAAAUACCGUGACAGCAACAACCACAAACCGAGAAACCUAAGUCACAACUUUCCGAAGGAAAGCAAAAUCGACCAACAAACCCGGAAGGCGAAACUGUCGGUGAUGACGCUACGUUUGGUUUGGGUCUCUUUUCAUUGCUUUCUGGUUUUCUUUCUUUUCCCUGGCUUGGUAAUGAAUGAGGACCGCGGUGGUUUGGUGUGGGGGGUCUUUUUCUUUGGUUGGUUUGGGUUUGGAUUUUUUUUUUUUUUUUUAAUUUUGGUUGCUGUUGUUUUGGUUUGCUUUGGUUAUUUUUUUUCCUCGAAUGCGGUUCUUCGCGAGGCUUUGACGAUGGGUCUUGUCUGUGCCGGGAGAGUGGUGCGAGUGGGGCCGGUGGCCACAGCCCGGCGGGACAGCCGGACCUCCCGAGGCUCGGGAGCGGUCCCUCUCCUCUCCGCCGUUGCCUCAAUAAUCCUAGUUAGUUCAAGGAAAACAAGCAAACAAAAAGUUACUCCACGGUCCCUUUGUUUCUCUUCCCUCGCCUGCGCGGUUUGCGUUUCCAUCUAUGUCUAAAGACAGGUCCCUGUCUCUGCAGAGAUGUGUCUGGAGAUAGAUGCCAAAACUGCCCGAGCAGGGAUGCUCUUCGAAAGAGUAUGUUCAGACUCAUUAAGGCUCGUGGUUAACUAUGUCCUCUCCCCUCCCUCUCCUCCCCACCCUGUUCCCCACCCCGUGCCUCCCGGCACCUCUGCCAAAUAUGCUGGAUUUAGGUUAGCAACGGGCUGCGGUGGGGAAAAAGGUCCUGCCUUGGUUUCCCCCGAGAGCUCGGGGUUAUUGCACCCAAAAGGCAAAAGAAAUCACCAGUGCAAGGUUUGAAAUGGCAUUUGUUUCUGAGGGGUCUGCAUAUUGCGAACAAACACGCAAAAAACCCCACUCCAUUUGGGCUUAAAAAUCGUUUAUUGUCAAUAAUAAGUAUUAGGUAGAAGAUGACAUUUAGGGGUGUGUGGAGGGGUUCGAUUUGCACUAUCACGGUCUCCCGGAUUGGAAGCGAUGAUGUUAUUCCGUAGUAGCGAUGCUGGUACUACUACUAAUCAUCAAGGUGCAUUAUGUAUCUCGCGGAUUGAAAAUAAAAAAUCAGAGCUUGUUAGGUAAAAAAAACGCCAGCUACGUGCAGAAGCCAUUGCUGGCUCUAGCUGCUGACGAAGGACUAUUAAGGCUUUCAAGUAAUAAGGAAUUUCUGAAAAGAAAAUACCCUCCUGUUUAAACCAAAACAAACAAUAGUCUGAAAUUAUGCACGAUCUAAAAAAAAAAAAAAAUUAAAAAAAAUAAAAUAAAAGAAAAGAAGGCAUAGAAAGAUCCAUUAUAAAGUCUCGAUAUUAUUUAUUUAUUUAUUUAUUUAACUAUUUAUAUUAUUACUAUUAUUAUUAAUUUAUGUAUCAUUGUUUGCAGCGCAAACAUUCUAUGCAUUUUGAAACUGAGCACUAAAUAGACUAGCUUCUGGUAGAAUCUUUUGUGGAUGGUGUAAUUUCACAGUUUAACUGCCUGUUUUCACCGAAAACACGAACAUUCUUGUCACGUUCUUGUAUUUAGAUUUAAAAGAGAGGGAAAAAAAAAAAAGAAAAAAAGAAGAAAAAAAAUAUAAGAAAGACAAUUGUAAAUAUUUUCUUUAAUGCACAAAAGCAAAAGGUUACAAACUGCAACCACGUGUGGAUCCUGAAAUGUCUCACUGAAUAAUCUACCUGUCCAUGUAUGUUUGCUGAGCUUUCUCCUUGGUUGUGUCUUUAUUACUUUUAUUUCUAUCAGAAAUAUUUCUGUACGCCAAAAUACAACAGGGAGAUGCGUCCCAGCAUACUUACAAAUAAAACUAAUGUGAAAGCAGAAUAGUUAUUAUUAUUAUUGGGUGCAUUUAAAAAAAAAUAUUUCCAAGACACGGCUGGUAAAUUCAAAGUGUGGCCGCUAGACGAUAAGACUAAUUCUACCAAAAAGAAAAAAAAUAGUGAGAGAUGUAUUUUUCUGCUAAAUCCAGAAAUCAUUACUUUGAGAUAGGUCUUAUGUGAAAAUCGGUGCUCUGAAUAAAAUUAACUAUAUAUUAGCUGCGUCUGUUUCUUGAAGUUUAUUCUAUAACUGCAGAAUAUAAAUCAAAGUAAAAAUUUAAGAAGGACUUCUGAAGUAUUUCUUUUCAGUUUGCUGGAAAGGAUUAUGCACCUACAAAAUAUGUAUAAAGAAGAAAAGCUUGGGUGGUUUCAGGUUUAUAUGUUGUUCUGACUGGCCUAAUUGCACUUAAUUAUGUAACAAGAUACUUUAUUUUUUAUUUUGGGUUAAUAAAUAUGAAAAUCGUAAACUGAUCUCUCCUGAUGUUGUAACUGCAAUUGUUCAUUAGGAACGUAUAGGAUGCCACCUACUGCUUCAAGUGAUCAAAGAACCUCUUUCUAUUUUCUGAUGACCUGUGACUAGAUCAGAUGCCAAAUGUAAAAAGUUACUUAAUAGCUGGGAUUAUUUCUUCUGUAGACAUAUUUUAGCCAAAUCUUUUUAAUUUCGCCGGUAAAUCUGUGAAUCAAGGAAGCGUGAUGUUCAGAAAAGAAUAAUACGUUCAAAAAGCUGUGAUUUUAAACAACUGUUGAUGUUAAGAAAAAAGCACUAAAGGUAUUUUUUAAAAAACCCAUAGAACUCGUCCACCAGAAAUUGACUCGUUUCUGUUGUUAUUAACUUGAAAUGUCAUCAGAAUUU